Messenger RNA from Salvia miltiorrhiza (redroot sage), 1797 nucleotides. RefSeq lists its product as uncharacterized. The transcript has a single exon. Lineage: Eukaryota; Viridiplantae; Streptophyta; Magnoliopsida; Lamiales; Lamiaceae. Bases 347 to 1567 code for a protein of 406 amino acids. The record is from RefSeq and is a predicted model, not a curated record.
GAUGUAAUAUUUCAUUCCGUUAGCGACAAACGCAUAGUCGUUCGGUAAAAACACAGCAAGUCUUCCAAGAAAAAUAUAAGCUCUCUAAUAGUAUUAGUUUUCAUUGAUCGAAGAAUUAGAAUUUGAUCUUCAUUGCUUACGCACCAUAAUAAGUGGGAUAUAAAUAAUGGUGUAAAACCGCGUUACUACACUAUGCCCAAAGUGCAGUGGCGCCAUGUGACUGAUCCCCAUUAAAGUCCCCUUCACCUUCACUCUCCAUUUCAUACUUCUCUCUCUCUCUCUCCCAAAACUCUUCUGAAAUUCAGAUCCAUUUGAGCAAAUAAUUGGUCAUUGGAUUUCCAAACAAAUGGCUCCACUCCAACACUCUGUUUCCAACAAGGUACUCUUGCUCUAUCUAAUCUUGCUCCUUUUCAUCACUUCUUCACUCAUUUCGGCCCAACCACGAAGAUUCCUGUCUGAAGAUGAUCAAGAUUUCCCGCUCAUCAAGAAGAAAUCCAAUUCCACCACCAAAAACCAAACUAAACUCAUCAAACCUACCACUACUUCAACUUCUUCUUCAUCCAAGAACCAAACCAAACUCAUUAAACCUACGUCACUCUCAUCCAAAGUGAUCACCAAACUCCCAUUUGAUUCAACCAAGAACAAAACCAAACUCAUCAAAGCUACCUCAUCAUCCAUCAAGAAACUCAACUCCACCUCAAAUUCGACGCUUUCAACCAAGAAAACCUCAGAUCCAAACAAACCGGCAUCCCCAAAAGAAAACACCACUCAAUCCAAAUCCCUGAUUGAAAAAAGUGUUCUUGCCACCAAAUCCAACAGCAAAUCCCUAAAAAAACCUAGCUGGAUUGAUCAAGAAGACGACGACGACGAUUUGGUGUCAGAUUUCAGAGAACUCCCAUCGAAAUUCCAAGAAUCAAUCGUCCCAGAUUUGGAGAAAAUCUCCCAAACAUCGAGAAUCUACCUCACGAAAUACAACAAAGAAUUCACGAGAGGGUUCAAGCCCUACGUGGGCAACAAAUACGCUUCAAAAAUCGCAUCUUUAGUCUCAUUCACAUUCAUCAUCAUCCCACUCAUUCUGGUCUCCUUGAUGUUCAGCCGAAUCAAAGCCUAUUUCUCCAUCCAGAAGCUCCUGAUUUUCAUCCAGAGUUAUCUCUCCAUCUACUUCACCAUCCUCGCCCUCUCCUCCCUGGCUUCGGGGCUGGAGCCGCUGAGGUUUUUCUACUCUACUUCGCACUCCACCUACGUUUGCGUGCAAGUGUUGCAGACCUUGGCUUACGUGCUGUACCUCCUGCUGCUGCUCAUGUACCUGAUUCUCGUCUUCUCCACUGAGACCGGGCCCGUCACCAAGUUAUUGGGCCUGGCCCAAACAUUUGUGGGCUUUGCUGUGGGCCUUCAUUAUUACAUGACGGUGUUUCACAGAGCUGUCAUGCACCAGCCGCCCAAGACGAGCUGGAAGGCCCACGCGCUCUACGCCACGUGUUUCUUUCUUAUUUGUCUGUUAGCUAGGGGCGAUAGGCAGAAGAAGGCUUAUUUGGAAGAGGGGGGCGAUGAGGGUAAAAAGAGUUGAAUAAUUGAAUUUCAUCGUUCUUAUUAUUCUAUUUUCCUUUUUCUUUUUGGGAAUGCAAUUUUUUUUACUAGAAGCAGGGGAAUAGGGUUUGCUUGCUUCUAAUCUUUUCAUACGAAUUUGUAUUGAUAAUAAGGAACUUAAUUGCCCCUUGUUUUCCAUGCCAACCAAAACGACAUUGGUCAUGGAUUCAAAAAAAAGAAAAUAAAAGACAUUGGCCUUCGACACUGAAA